ACCGUCACACAUUUAUUAGUUUAUCAGGAAUGUAUGUAUUUACUGUUCUGAUAAGAUAAAAAAGAGAGAAAUUUUUUGCAUAGCUCCAAAAAUAGGGAUCAGAUCAUGAGAGAGAAGCAUGUUACUGAUCCAGUUCAGUACCUAUAUAUAGAGCCAUGCAGCUUUAUUUGACUAUUUUCUGCGUGCAACAGUCUCUGUGAGCUGAAGGUAGUGUGCAGCCAAAAAGAUAUUGAAGCAAACACUGCAGAAGGGGAGAUAAAGGAUUUUUUUCACCCAAAAUUUGAAGGAACUAACAAGGGACACAUAAAGAAACUACUUACUAAUUGCUCUCAAAAAUUAAAAAAAAAAAACGUAGCAAUACAUCAACUGAAGGGUGUCUACAGUUGAUUUUACUAUUAUGAGGUAGACAAUUCACAAGAGUCCAGCUUUUUUAAUUCUGAAGCAAAAUCACCAUUGAAAUUUUACAUACCUCAGUGUGUUUUGGGAUUUAAUUGGUAUUGAACUCUGUUCUUCUUCCUGGCAAUUUCUGUCUCUGUUGGCUCUACUUCAGGACUGGACCAUAGUCCAACAUAUCUGCUCCAAUAGUUUAGUAUAUCAUCAAAGUUAAUAUUAAGGUACUCAUCAUAGAAGUAAUCUAGAUCCAUAAUUUCCAUGAAACAAACCAGAGUUUGACCUAGAUUGUUGAACUGUUUUAUAGAAACCUUUCCUCUCCAUCCUGUAACAAACCUACAUAGUUGAUUCAAAUAAGACUAGAUGACUGUGGAUGAAGUUGGUAGUAGCUCCCAGUGGAGCAAAGAACAGGAUAAAGCAUUUGAAAAUGCCUUGGCAAUUCACCCUGAGGAUGCUUCAGACCGGUGGGAGAAGAUUGCAGCUGAUGUACCAGGGAAAACCUUGGAAGAGAUUAAACACCACUAUGAGCUCUUGGUUGAAGAUGUUAGCCAGAUCGAAUCUGGUUAUGUGCCUUUACCAUCUUAUAAUUCUUCUCCAGAGGGCUCAACAAGCCAUGCUAGUGAAGAAGGAGCUGGCAAGAAGGGAGGCCACUCUUGGAAUAGUAAUAACGAAUCUAAUCAUGGAACUAAGGCUUCAAGAUCAGAUCAGGAACGACGAAAGGGUAUUGCAUGGACAGAGGAUGAACACAGGUUAUUCCUCCUUGGCUUGGAAAAGUAUGGGAAAGGUGACUGGCGAAGUAUAUCAAGGAACUUUGUGGUGACAAGAACGCCUACACAAGUAGCAAGCCAUGCCCAAAAAUACUUCAUUCGUCUGAACUCGAUGAAUAAAGACAGAAGGCGAUCCAGCAUACACGAUAUCACCAGUGUCAACAAUGGAGAUGUUUCAGCACCUCAAGGACCAAUUACUGGUCAAACAAACGGUUCUGCGGAUAAUUCUGCUGGAAAAUCAACCAAACCAGCCCCGCCAGCCCCAACUGCUGCCUUGGGUGUAGGAAUAUAUGCUGGUCCUACCAUUGGACAACCUAUAGGAGGACCCCUCGUAUCUGCAGUUGGCACCCCAGUGAUGAACCUUCCUCCCCCAGCACACAUGGCAUAUGGUCUCGGAGCACCGGUUCCUGGGGCAGUUGUUCCUGGAGCACCAAUGAACUUAGGUCCUGUGCCAUACCCUAUGCCACAUACAUCUGCUCGUAGAUGAAGUUAUGUUCAGAGGCCUAAUGUACAAAAAGAAAACAGCAGAUUAGAAGGCUUAUGAAUUUAAUGUAAUUCUUUACCUAUUCCUAUAGCUGCUUAUGUGCAACAGUUUUAUGCUCCAUCAAUUAUUUCAAAAUAAGGGAUACUAAGAAGCAUUAGAAUGUAUCUACAUUGGCUGCCAUGGAUGGAAUAUCUGACAGCCUUGACAUACCACAGCGUGAAAGUAAUGUUGUCGUUAGUCAUAUAAAGUGGCCCAUUCUGUAGAUGAAGGUUCUGUGGCAGGCUUAUGAAUUUAAUGUAAUUCUUUACCUAUUCCUAUAGUUGCUUAUGUGCAAGAGUUUUAUGCUCCAUCAAUUUCAAAUAAGGGAUACUAAGAAGCAUUAGAAUGUAUCUGCAUCGGCUUCCAUGGAUGGAAUAUCUGACAGCCUUGACAUACCACAGCGUGAAAGUAAUGUUGUAGUUAGUCAUAUAAAGUGGCCCAUUCUGUAGAGGAAAGUUCUGUGGCUUUGGUAUGUUAUUGUUGUAUUUUGAUCACUUGGUUUCUGAUUUUCCGUAGGGUCUUCUAAAUUUCCCAUCUAGCUUCCCUUAUUAUCAGAUUAGUUGCUAUGAUUGACAUGAUAUAUUAUAGCAGAUAUUUGUCCAUUCUGGCAACAUUCCCAUCAAAAUGUUUCAACUAAGA
This is a messenger RNA of Glycine soja, 2319 nucleotides long. Its product is annotated as transcription factor SRM1-like. Gene Ontology annotation, molecular function: DNA binding. The transcript is spliced from 5 exons. The record is from RefSeq and is a predicted model, not a curated record. Bases 754 to 1644 code for a protein of 296 amino acids. Lineage: Eukaryota; Viridiplantae; Streptophyta; Magnoliopsida; Fabales; Fabaceae.